Messenger RNA from Podarcis raffonei (Aeolian wall lizard), 3834 nucleotides. It is a transcript of the gene HOXA3, whose product is annotated as homeobox A3. The coding region runs from base 1639 to 2898 and encodes 419 amino acids. The transcript is spliced from 3 exons. Gene Ontology annotation, biological process: regulation of transcription by RNA polymerase II. The record is from RefSeq and is a predicted model, not a curated record. Gene Ontology annotation, molecular function: DNA-binding transcription factor activity, RNA polymerase II-specific; RNA polymerase II cis-regulatory region sequence-specific DNA binding. NCBI's taxonomy places the organism in Eukaryota, Metazoa, Chordata, Lepidosauria, Squamata, Lacertidae. Gene Ontology annotation, cellular component: nucleus.
GUGUGGGGUGGGAGAAGCAAUAGGGAGACUUCUCUAACCAAGCAAAAGUUUCCACCAAAGCUUCCUAGUGUUUCUAAGGAGCUAGGAAAGUCCUAAUUAAUGAGGAUAUUUUAUUUGCAAGAGCCGGUCUAGUCUUCUUGCUCACCUCUUGGGACACUUUUGGAUCCUGAGAUAGUACAAUCCUGCGCACAUUUCUUCCUGUUAAGGGUGUCCAACCGAAUAGAGUGGGACUUACUUCCCGGUUAAAUAGACAUUGGAUCGCCCUAUAAGGCAGCGAGAGUAAACUCCAUGCAACUCCAUGGAACUUACUUUGGAGUAAGCUUAUGUAAGACUGGGCUGCGUAUGAUCCCAUGAUAAGCAAACAAGUUUUUAUGAAGUCUGCUGGCCAAGUCACUGGGUUGCGUGACAAACUUCUGCGCGGCCUAAUUUUGCUUGUAACCUGUUCCUCCCCGCCAGUUUCCUUUUGUCUAUCAUCUGGGCAUCAUCAUCAGCAAUAGGCAAAUGAUAUGAAGGGUGCAUUUUACUUUGAAUUGAUAACACAGUAUAAGAUGUGAUCCGGAGCCACGUCCUUUCGUGGAAGUUUUGCCCAUGAUUUCAACCGGAGUUGUUUAUUAGCCCCCCUCCUUUCAUUGUUUGAGAAUACUUAGGUUCACCUUUGCUCGGAGUGGGCUGCUGACAUUAAGGACGAGAAUUGCCUUAUCCCUCUCACUUCACACUCUCUUCGGCACCAUCCUCCACCUGAGCUGGUUCUCGCCUCUCUGCCAAAGCUUACAAGAACAAAACUUAAAUGCCUGGGACAGCGUGGAAAUAUUAUGAAUUUGAUCAAACGGGAACCACGAUCAUAACAGACCCCACCACCUAAUUUGUGGUUCACAGAAGAUAACAGGCCUCUGCAAAGGAAGUCCGGAAAUUAGCAGAAUGAUUAAACGACAGAUAGCAACAGUAGGAUCUACAAUCAAGGCUUUUUGUUUUUGUUUGUUAGGUAUUUUAGGUUUAAGUCGAUUCACUCUCAAACUGGAGGAAAUCAGUUUAUGGCUGGAUUGUGUUCCGGGGCUACAGUUUCUAAACUGCAGCCGAAGAAAGUUAAUUGCCUACAUUUUUAGCUCUUAACCGCCGGGUUAAGAAAGGACUUGAUUACUGUUUAAAUAAUAAUAAGACUCAAAAGGCAGCUGCCAUCUGUAAGGGGUUUAUUAAAUUAGUUUGUCUCUACAAUGUGCCUUGUUUUCUAAGGAAACGAGUGUGGACUGAAAUGCUAACACAUGUAAUGAAUUUGAGUGGGUGCCUAGGGUGCUGUGUAAUGCUUUCUUCAAGAAUAUAAGCCUUGGCACAAGACCAUCUUGGUGGAGAAGAGGGAACCGAGGGUGUUUUGUAAGAAGAUGGGGAUAGGGAAACUAUUAAGGUGCGGAUAGAUGGGUUUUGAUAUCGGGGUUUGGCCGGCCUGUUAAAAAAAAAAGUUCUUAGAUGGCAGAUAAAAUUCCUGGGAAUGGAAGCCCAACUCCAACCUCGGUUGUACUCAUGCAGGUCUACCAGGACGGGCCAUUGGAGGAAAAACGUCACGUGACAGAGGGGUGCCAAUGUUAUUCUUUAAGGGUGUCAAGACCCUGUCAGUUUGUGAAAUAAAUAUUGGGAAACAACGAAAUGCAAAAAGCGACCUACUACGACAGCUCUGCGAUCUAUGGCGGCUAUCCUUACCAAGGAGCAAAUGGUUUCGCUUACAAUGCUAGUCAGCAGCAAUAUCCUCCUCCGCCUCCUUCUUCCUCGCUGGUGGAAACGGAGUACCAUCGACCGGCCUGCUCUUUACAGUCCCCCGGAGGCGGCGGCGGCGGCAGCACCACCGUGUCCCACCACAAGGCCAAUGAAAUCAAUGAGAGUUGUAUGAGGACCAUCACCAGCCAGUCUCUCCAGCCCCCGGUCCUUUCAGAGCAGCCUCAGCAGCAGCCUCCAGCCCCCCAGCAAGCACCCCCACCCCCACCCCCCUCUGUGUCACCACCUCAGAAUGCCACCACUAAUUCCGCCCCGCCUAGCGCCACCAAGAGCUCCAUCUUGAACUCGCCCACCAUGUCCAAGCAAAUAUUCCCCUGGAUGAAAGAGUCUCGACAAAACACCAAGCAGAAAAACAGCGGCUCCAGUUCAGGUGAGAGUUGUGCUGGUGAUAAAAGCCCCCCAGGGCAAGCUUCCUCUAAAAGAGCCCGCACGGCUUACACAAGUGCCCAGCUGGUAGAACUGGAAAAGGAGUUUCACUUCAAUAGAUACCUUUGCAGGCCAAGAAGGGUAGAGAUGGCUAACUUGCUCAACCUCACAGAAAGACAGAUCAAAAUAUGGUUCCAAAACCGCAGGAUGAAAUACAAAAAGGAUCAGAAGGGCAAAGGCAUGAUGACCUCUUCAGGAGGACAGUCCCCCAGCAGAAGUCCUGUCCCUCCGGCUGCUGGAGGAUACCUGAACUCUAUGCAUUCCCUAGUAAACAGUGUUCCAUAUGAACCCCAGUCACCGCCAUCCUUCAGCAAGCCUCAUCAGAACGCCUAUGGCAUCCCUACGUCAUAUCCGGCUCCUCUCAAUAACUGCCCGCCUCCACAAAAGAGAUAUACCGGAACUGCAGCAGUGACUCCUGAAUAUGACCCUCAUCCUCUUCAAGGGAAUGGCUAUGGCAAUCCACAUAUACAGGGAAGCCCCGUCUAUGUUGGGGGCAAUUAUGUGGACACCAUGGCAAAUUCUGGGCCUUCCAUCUUUGGUCUGACUCACCUCCCUCAUCCUUCCUCUGCCAACAUGGACUACAGUGGGCCAAUGGGCAACAAUCAUCACCAUGGACCAUGUGACCCACACCCAACAUAUACAGACCUUACUUCUCACCAUCCUUCUCAGGGAAGAAUUCAGGAAGCGCCCAAACUGACCCAUCUGUAAUAUACCAUCAGUUACUUAGUGGAUCAUAAAAGUCCCCCAGCCUUUUUUAAAAAAAAGAAAAAGGGAAAAAGAAGGAAAAGAAAAAUACUUUAAAUUCCUCCCCCUGCCCUUUCUGUUUUGCUUCUGUUUUCUUUUCUUUUGGUAAAAAAAAAGCAUUUUCUAGUUUAUGUGACGUAGCAAUAUCUGUUGCUUGAAUUGCUCCCUAGUUUCAAUAGUGGAUAUUUAUCUCCUUGAACUCUUUGCCUUGUGUUCUCCCUUUGAGAGUAUACAUAGGCUUUCUACUCUUAACUUCAACACUUUUAUCAAAACAGGGUAUAUGAACAAAUUUUCUAUACAGAUGGUUCUUAAAUGUGAAUUUGUUCGUACAGAAUCGAUCCCAACCGGGGAAGCAUUUUUAUUUUAAUUGCACUUCUUUUAAAUAGCGAGAAAGAAAUAAAAAGGCGCUUGAACAGGGGCUCCCUGAGCGAACUUAUUAAUACAUGUACGUCUUUCAACGUGUGUAUGCUGGUGAACUUUCAGAUUUAUUUAUAUUUUUUUGCAAACUUUGAAUAAUCUAAGUGUUUAAAUUUUUUUAUUUAUCCCCAUCUGUUCAUAUUUAUAUAUAUAAAUAUAUUAAAAAAAAUAAAACUUCUGUACCCUGAAUAUUCAGGAGAUAUUUACCUGGCUGUAUGUUAAAUGACAUACAUAGGAAAUAUCAUUUGGAAGGGGGGAACUUAAACUCCUUUAUUUAAAAAGAAGAAGGAAAAAAAAUGCAAUAAAAUCUGGAAAAUAAACAGCAGGCCACCACAGGAACAGAAGCGGGUGCCUGUUAACAUCGAACUAAAGGGAAAUGUGUAAACCUGAACGAGAACAACACAAAGCUAGAUUUUGUUUUGAAAGUUAUACAUUCCUUGCUGCUCACAUUCUGGAAAAAAAUAAAGUUUUUAUUCUGAAUAA